GUGUAGCUCUCAUCGGGCUGUGUAUGAAUACUGUAGCAGCUAGUGUGCCAGUUAGCUAGCAGAAGUUUUAAACAUAGAACUGAGAUAUUUAAUAAACGUGAGUAAAAUCGUCUCUGCUUGUCGUCGAGUUUUUGCGAAUCACACCUCACUGACACAGCAGCUCAGAACACAAGGACCAUCCAGAUUGUUACCAGCACAAUAUUCAAAAGCCAGCAUCUGUGAUGGUACAGGGGAUGUGUUCGUGCCCAUGGCAUGGAUAACUUGCACAUCUGUGAAGGCACCAUUAAUGCUGAAAGAGAGACAUUGUACAGAGGGAGGAUGGCGAUAAUGACAAUGUGAAAAAAGUAGACAAAGAAAACAGUAUCAAGAAUCCAUGGAAUUGGCGGUGGCUGGAAUUUAAAAUUGGAAAUUAAUAUCUUUAUGAACACAUCCGAAAGAUCAAGGAACCAGGCAAGGCAUACUGCACAUUAUGCCAUCAGGAUGUAAAAUAUGGAUCGGGAGGAAGAACAUGCUUGGUCGAUCAUGUGCAGGGAAAGGAACACGCAGAACUGGUGAAAUUAAAGCUGUCAAAUUACAGAUUACCAGCCAAGAGGAAAUCAUUGUUAUGCUGCAGGGGUGAGGUCUCUAUCUCUGAUUGCCUUGUUCCAUCAUGUAAUGCAGCAAAACAGGACAAACACCAAGGAGGAUGAAUACUUUUGCAAGACACUGUUUCUCUUUCCACGUUCCCACUAUCUCCACUAUGGUGCGUCACAGUAAGCUUCAGAAACAGGUGUUAUCUCUGUAUCGUCAGUUCCUGCGUGCUGGACGGAACAAACCUAGUUUUUUACCCAAAAUACAGGAGGAAUUUCGCAUAAACUCUGCCAUCCAAAAGACAGAUGUGAUGCAUAUAGAAUAUUUGUGUCGACGAGCUCAGAGGCAACUGGAGCAACUUCGAGACGUGAACACCAAACAGCUGGGUUUCUUCAGCAAGACCAAGGAGGACAGCUGAUGGCUAUAAUAAAAAUAUACAUAUAGAUUUAAGAAACUGAUGGACUAAUAAACACUGUACAAUAAAAGUAAUCUUACAAA
Molecule: messenger RNA, 1068 nt
Organism: Neoarius graeffei (lesser salmon catfish)
Lineage: Eukaryota; Metazoa; Chordata; Actinopteri; Siluriformes; Ariidae
Gene: sdhaf1
Product: succinate dehydrogenase complex assembly factor 1
Exons: 5
Coding region: 686-988 (100 amino acids)
Biological process (GO): mitochondrial respiratory chain complex II assembly
Cellular component (GO): mitochondrion
Source: RefSeq, a predicted model, not a curated record